AUCAAGUCGGCCACAAAAUAAACGGCAUGCAAACGGGCGCCGAUCGACGGUGAUCGGAUUCUGCGACAGACUGGCUCAUAUUCGAACGAGCCGAAUAUCUCGUGGGUCCACCACCGCGGGUCUGAGUCAUGCUGCCGCUGAAGGAGAAGGACAAACCCAUCGUCCAGAAGCUGCUGUCAUCCGGCUGCUGCGCCCGCUGCGUCCUCAGGUUCUGCUGCGUCAGCGUCCAGGCCGCCUACAGACGACCCCAACAGGACACACUUAAAGAACUUCAAGCUUUCAUCAGCGAUGCAGAGGACAACAAAUCAAGAGAUUCAACUGCGGCCGAAACCACAGAAGAAAACAACAACGACGCAGCAGAAUCAGAACCACCGAGUAAGAGGGUGAAACUGGAGCCCAGUGGGACCGACGCCCCAUCAGAGAGAGCUGCUGCUGCUGGUCCUGGUCCUGGUGAUGCUGCCGCGGUCAAACCGAAGGAUGAAGAGCCACGUGUGUGUGUGGUGUGUUUGGGGAUUUUACAGGAUCUCUGUGGCCCGACCCCGGCCGUAAAGAUAGCGGAGAAGGUGAAGGCAGAAAAGUACGAGUUCGACACCCUGGUGCUGUCUGUGUCUCUGCCCGCUCAGCUGUGUGUCCGCGAGCACUCCUGUUGGCUUCAUGUAAAGAAGGACAUGAGAGAGAAGCAGAUCAUGGCGGUCGCCAAGCUCACAUCGCCAGUGAAGAGGCUUUAAAGUGGUCUGCAGGGCCUGGUCGCCAAGGAGCUGGGGGGCGUUGCUGUGGUUACCAGGAGUCCGUUCGAGGUCGGCGUGGUGUUCACUCACCCGGAGACGGACGUCGACUGCCACUUCCUAGCAUCGACAUGCGCCGACUGCUUCAAACCCACCAAGAACAAACAGUCAGUGUUCACCAGGAUGGCCGUGGUCAAAGCUCUGGAAAAGAUAGCUGAUGUCAAAUUCCUCAAACAUUAUGCUUCACCACCAGAGCAGCUGACCAGCAGCUGCAGCCUCCAGGACAUCCAGUGUGGCCACGCAUCUGUCUUCGUAGCAGGCAGGUACAACAAGUUCUGCCGCAGUCUUCCUCAGACGCCCUGGGUGAUCGACGGAGAGCGGAGGAUGGAGUCGUCGGUGGAGGAGCUGAUCGCGGCGCCCCUCCUGUCUUCCUUCAGAGCCGACGGGUUUAAUUUCUCCUCUUCUGGCCGGGAGGACGUGGACGUCCGGACUCUUGGAAACGGUCGUCCGUUUGCGAUGGAGCUGCUGAAUCCUCACAGAACCCGACUCAGCAGAAUGGAGAUGAAGCAGCUGCAAGAGACCAUCAACAAGUCUUCGGAUAAAAUCCGAGUGAGGGACCUGCAGAUUGUUUCCAGGGAGGCCAUGAGCCGGAUGAAGGAGGGCGAGGAGGAGAAAACCAAGACGUACACGGCGCUCGUCUGGACCCAGAAACCCAUUCAGAGCGAAGACAUCGCCUUCAUCGACGACAUCAAGGAUCUGACUCUGGACCAGAAGACCCCUCUGAGGGUUUUGCACCGGCGGCCGCUGGCGGUCCGCCAGCGCGUCGUCCACACUAUGAACACCCGCUUCCUGGACUCGCAUCACUUCUACCUGGGGCUGAAGACACAGGCCGGCACCUACAUCAAAGAGUUCGUCCACGGAGACUUUGGGCGCACCAAGCCCAACCUGUGCGUCCUGCUGAAGACGGACGCCGACAUCCUGGAGCUGGACGUGGAGUCCGUGUACGUGGACUGGCCUCCUCCAGUACAGGGAUGCCGGCCGCCGCCUGGUCCCGUUUCUGAGACCACGGGUUUGAUCCCCAUGACGCUAGCUGGUCCCCUGGUUCUGGGGCGCUACACGAACAGGGACCAUGGUUCCAGUGUCUGACACAACAUGCCGGUGGAUGGAGGUGAAGAGGAAACCUCCGUCACCCAGUCCUGCCGGCUGCUCUCUUAGUUGCUGAUUGUCCUUUUUGACUCCAUCAGUUGAAUCCCAAAAAAAUGUUCCAAUAACUUUCUAUGGUGAUAAUUAUUUAAGUUCUUAAAUAUGGCAAUGCAGGCAUUAACUUACUGAAUCUACAUACAUGACAAAAGUGUAGUAAACAGUUUGUUUUGUUUGCUUUCCACUAGUC
Etheostoma spectabile (orangethroat darter) is the source of this 2115-nucleotide messenger RNA. RefSeq names its product pseudouridine synthase 10 (gene pus10). Gene Ontology annotation, molecular function: RNA binding; pseudouridine synthase activity. Lineage: Eukaryota; Metazoa; Chordata; Actinopteri; Perciformes; Percidae. Gene Ontology annotation, biological process: tRNA pseudouridine synthesis. The record is from RefSeq and is a predicted model, not a curated record. The transcript has 18 exons.